This is a messenger RNA of Cajanus cajan (pigeon pea), 1545 nucleotides long. RefSeq names its product CLP protease proteolytic subunit 1 (gene CLPR1). Gene Ontology annotation, molecular function: ATP-dependent peptidase activity; ATPase binding; serine-type endopeptidase activity. Gene Ontology annotation, biological process: protein quality control for misfolded or incompletely synthesized proteins. The record is from RefSeq and is a predicted model, not a curated record. Gene Ontology annotation, cellular component: endopeptidase Clp complex. NCBI's taxonomy places the organism in Eukaryota, Viridiplantae, Streptophyta, Magnoliopsida, Fabales, Fabaceae.
GAAGUGGAUAGUGGCUUCUGGUUCUGGUACUCCUAUGUCCUAUCUUCCUCGCACUUGGAACAAAAACCUCAUUUUUGGUACCCUUCACAUCAACUUUUGUAACUUUGUUUCCAAUUUCGUGUACCCAUGUCCUCCUCUCUCUCUUUAUCGCUCUCUGCGCCCUCCAUUCACGAUUCCUCCUUCCUCCAUGGAACCAAGCUCUUUCCCGCUUCUCGCCGAGCGGCACCGCGCUGCUUCAACUCUUCCUCUGUCAAGUGCUCCCUCGACCACAUCCCCAAACAGUUCAGGAAGGAAAAUCUCAAAGAUGGAUUGAUGGAAAACUACAAGAAUGCACCUCAAUAUCUAUAUGGCCUUUCUCCUUCACAAAUGGACAUGUUCAUGACUGAAGAUAAUCCUAUCCGCCAGCAGACUGAAAGAGUUACAGAGGAAAGCAUCUCGUCUGCCAAGAAUUAUAUGGAUCAUGGUGGAAUGUGGAGUCUAUCUACCAUGGGAAAAAAUGAUGCUUCAAAAUACAGCAUGAGUGUUAGUAUGUACCGAGGAGGAGGUAGGGGAGCUGGAAGGCCAAGAACUGCGCCACCAGAUCUGCCUUCUUUGCUCUUGGAUGCUAGAAUAUGCUAUUUGGGUAUGCCGAUUGUACCAGCCGUGACAGAACUUCUUGUUGCUCAAUUUAUGUGGUUGGAUUAUGAUAACCCUACCAAACCUAUUUACUUAUAUAUUAAUUCAUCUGGAACUCAGAAUGAGAAGAAUGAGACCGUGGGAUCAGAAACUGAGGCAUAUUCCAUAGCUGAUAUGAUGUCUUAUGUCAAAGCAGAUGUCUAUACCGUGAAUUGUGGCAUGGCAUAUGGUCAAGCAGCAAUGCUUCUGUCGCUUGGAGCAAAGGGUUAUCGUGCUGUGCAGCCAAAUUCAUCUACAAAAUUAUAUCUCCCAAAAGUCAACAGAUCAAGUGGUGCUGUUGUAGACAUGUGGAUUAAGGCAAAAGAGUUAGAGGCAAAUACCGAGUAUUACAUUGAGCUGUUAGCAAAAGGGAUAGGGAAAUCAAAGGAAGAAAUUACUAAAGAUGUCCAGAGGCCUAAAUAUUUUCAAGCACAGGAAGCUAUAGACUACGGAAUUGCUGACAAAACAAUUGAUUCAAGGGAUGUUACAUUUGAGAAACGGAAUUAUGAUGACAUGCUUGCUCAAUCAAGAGCUCAGAGGAGACAAGCCGGUGGCAAUCCUCAAGUGGCUCCUUCAGGGUUUAGGUAAAUCACACGAAACUUAAGACCACUCAUUCAGCGCCGCAUCCAAUGCAUUUAAAGUACCAAUCAGCUCGUGGGUUGAAUUUAAGUUAACGCCUAUUAUAAAGGCCAAGCAGCUAUCUUCUUAUUUCAAGACCAAGUAGAAAUUUUCUCUGGAUAGUGUAUGAAGUCUGUAUCUUUGGCUCUUGGGUUACUUGUUCAAUUUUUAUUAUACUUUGAAAUAGUUUCAACAACUUAAAAAAUGAAUCAGGAUUCAAAAGUUGUAAAUAUUGAACCGUUACCAAUGUGAUGGACUUAAUUUUAUACGCUA